AUGGCGACGCUGAAGGAGAUCCUGACGAGACGGCCGGUGGCGGCGACGAUCCGGCUGACGGUGCCGGCAGGCGGAGCGCGGCCGGCGCCGCCGGUGGGGCCUGCGCUGGGGCAGUACCGGCUGAACCUGAUGGCCUUCUGCAAGGAUUUCAACGCGCGAACGCAGAAGUACAAGCCCGACACGCCAAUGGCGGUGACCAUCACCGCCUUCAAGGACAGCACCUUCGAGUUUACCGUCAGAUCCCCUUCGGUCACUUGGUACCUCAAGAAGGCCGCCGGGAUCGAGUCAGGGAGCAGCAGGCCGGGGCACGUAGUCGCUUCCACCGUCACUCUUCGCCACAUCUACGAGAUCGCCAAGGUGAAGCAGGCCGAUCCCUACUGCCAAUACAUGUCUCUGGAGUCCAUAUGUAAGUCGAUCAUAGGGACAGCCAACACCAUGGGCAUCCAGGUGGUCCGCGACCUCUGA
Messenger RNA from Spirodela intermedia, 465 nucleotides. Lineage: Eukaryota; Viridiplantae; Streptophyta; Magnoliopsida; Alismatales; Araceae. The record is from the annotation of a GenBank genome assembly.